Messenger RNA from Oldenlandia corymbosa var. corymbosa, 324 nucleotides. Lineage: Eukaryota; Viridiplantae; Streptophyta; Magnoliopsida; Gentianales; Rubiaceae. The record is from the annotation of a GenBank genome assembly.
AUGAGUGAGGAGUUACGAGCCGUAAAGAAGCAAUUACGAGCAGAAAGGACUAGUUGGAAAAAUAAAUUCAAUGGCUUAUGUGAGCAUCUUGGUUUCUCGACUGAGAUUUUGCAACCUAAAGGUAAGAAAAGUGUUGAAGUAGAAAAUUAUACUUCAGAUAGUAGUAAUGAUGAUAGUGAUGAUGAAAGUCAAUCACAAGAAGGUUCAAUGGAUUAUGGCGAUGAGGAAGAUAGUGAGUCAGAUAGUGGUUCAAUGGAUUCUGGAAAUGAGGAUGGUAGCGAAUCCGAUGGAGAUUCAAUGGAUGGCAACCACCUCUCAGAUUAG